AUGUCUUCUUCAGAACAGAAGCCAGUUAUUAUUGUCGGCGCAGGUUUAGCUGGCCUCGUCACAGCCUUUGAGCUUUCAGAGAAAAACAUACCAGUCCUUCUUGUCGACCAAGAAAAUGAACAAAACCUCGGCGGCCAGGCGUUUUGGUCGCUUGGAGGCGUUUUCAUGGUCGAUUCGUCGUACCAGCGCAGAAUGGGAAUCAAAGACUCUCGAGAACUAGCCAUGAGAGACUGGUUCGGUUCAGCAAGGUUCGAUCGUGAAGAGGAAGAUUACUGGCCAAGGAAAUGGGCCAAAGCUUUUGUCGACUUUGCAACAGACGAGAUGGAGGAUUAUGUCAAAGCUCGAGGACUAGGCUUUUUGUUUAAUGUUGGCUGGGCCGAGAGGGGAGAUGGUACUGCUACCGGUCAUGGCAACUCUGUCCCCAGAUUCCACGUCAGCUGGGGUACAGGACCAGAGGUAGUCAGGGUCUUUGCUGACCCUGUCAAGAAAGCAGCCGAGAAGGGUAUCGUGACAUUCAAAUUCAGACACACUGUUGAUGAGUUGAUUGUCGACGAUGCCGGGCGAGCUGUGGGAGUCAGAGGUCGCAUUCUAGAAGACGACGAUGCUGGACGCGGGAUAAAAUCGUCGCGCAUCGAGAAGGACAAGUUUGAAAUUUACGGAUCAGCUGUUGUUGUUUCUUCAGGUGGUAUUGGAGGUAACGUCGAUGCUGUCAAGGCGGCAUGGCCUGUUGACCGACUGGGUCCCAAGAUACCAGAGACCUUUGUCGUUGGUGUUCCUGCACACGUCGACGGACGAAUGAUUGGCAUUUCAGAAUCCGCUGGCGCACACGUUAUCAACCGCGAUCGCAUGUGGCAUUAUACUGAAGGCCUCCAGAACUGGAACCCCAUCUGGCCUGGACACGGGAUCCGAGUCCUUCCGGCUCCUUCGUCGCUAUGGCUUGAUGCAACUGGUAAACGACUUCCUCCGUUCCUCUACCCUGGCACAGAUACUUUGGCGACACUCAAGUAUAUCUGCAGCACCGGGUACGACUAUACUUGGUUUAUCCUCGACCAAAGCAUCAUAGCUCGCGAAUUCGCCCUAUCUGGCUCGGAACAGAACCCAGACGUGACUGGAAAGAGCAUCUGGAUGCUGCUCACCCGCGUAUUCGGCAAGAAGGGCACUGUCCCCGUUCAAAACUUCCAAAAGCACGGCAAAGACUUUGUCGUACGCGACAAUCUGGAAGAUCUAGUCGCUGGCAUGAACGAGCUGGCCAAAGAGCGCAAUGGUCCUUUGUUAGGGUACGACGACAUCAAGGAAGUUGUCGACGCCAGAGAUAGUCAGAUGGACAACCCCUACUCCAAAGACGCUCAAGCCAUGCUCAUCCACAACGCCAGGACAUAUUGGCCCGAUAGUCGUAGUCGUGUUGCACCACCGCAUCGUCUCCUCGAUAAGGCUCACGGGCCGUUGAUCGCGGUGCAGAUGAACCUUCUUACACGCAAGACGCUCGGCGGUAUCGAGACGAACUUGGAUAGUAACGUUAUGCGGACCGAUGGUACUCCAUUCCCGGGGCUGUACGCCGCUGGUGAAGUAGCUGGCUUUGGAGGUGGCGGUGUUCACGGGUAUAGUUCGCUUGAGGGAACGUUUGUGGGAGGUUGCAUCUUUUCGGGACGGGCUGCGGGCAGAGCACUUGUUCGUGAGAUUUUGGGAGAGGACAUGUCUGGGGUUAAGACAAAUGGAAAGCCUGUCAACUCUCGACUUUGA
Molecule: messenger RNA, 1740 nt
Organism: Fusarium pseudograminearum CS3096
Lineage: Eukaryota; Fungi; Ascomycota; Sordariomycetes; Hypocreales; Nectriaceae
Exons: 1
Coding region: 1-1740 (579 amino acids)
Molecular function (GO): oxidoreductase activity, acting on the CH-CH group of donors
Source: RefSeq, a predicted model, not a curated record